UUUGUUGAUUUUCACUUACCACAAGGUAGGCCAAUUCAUUACCCAUAUUAACAAAAAUGAUAUUUUGAGCAUUUAAUCCCAAAUAAGCUAUUUUGAUAGAUUCAGUGGGGAUUAGAAGCCGCCUGAGGCAUAUCCCAGCUGUGCAAGUGCAUACAAUCUACUUGCCCAAAGAAACCAUAUCGGACUGGAGACCUCCAGAAGCAAACAGAAAAUGUUCUCACACUGAACUAUUUUUCCAUUGUUUCCCUCCUUCAUACAACUAAGCACAGAAAGUUUUUAAGUAAAGAUUAAUGAGUUGUUUUUAAAGUAGCUCUAUAUAUUUUGUAGAAUAGUUUGAAAAACAAGAUGUUCAUAACAAAUACACAUAAAUAGUGUUCUUGUGAUCCAACAGAAAUUUUCAAAAUUCAUUUCAUCAUGAGCCUUAGUGAGCGUUCAUGUUGGUCACCACCGAUUUGCCUGCAAAUUGAAAGGAUAAAUGGUGAUUCCAGAUUAAUUCAGGAUAAGGAAGGCAUGUACAGAUUUUAGCGACAAAGGCACAUUAUUACUGAUGCCAAGUCAUCCUUUAUUUCUUGUAGUGUCUCUGCUUUUUCAAAUAUGCCUCAAAUCAUCAUUUGAAUAUUCAGGGAACUGUUCUGACAAUAUAAUGAUUAGAACUGACUCAUUUUUCUAUCAUCACUAUCAAAAUGGAUCCCUACUUGUUUGAAUAGAUAAGUAUGUCAGCAAGGAUUAGGAUUAAGAUUCAGUCACAUAAAACAUCAUGCUGCACUGAUACAGUUAAAACCUUUAAUAUAAUCUUAUCAAAAAUAGUAUCUGGGAACCCUCUAGAACAUAAUAGAAAAAGAGUUCUUCAUAUGGUAAUGGAUUCAAUUACCUUGCUACCACUCUAAAGAUCUUACAUCUUUUUGACAUGUCAAUGUUAUUUCUUUUGAUGAAUACUACAACUUUUGGUCAGUUGGCUUAUUCAUGAUUUCACAGAAUUAAUUUGUUACUGGUUUAUACUUCCCUCAAGCAGGAAAUGUACCUGUUAUAUAAUAUUAUCAUGAAAAUUGUGCACCCAGUACCUAAUUAACUUGAAGAAAAAUUUGGACAGGGCUUUUUUAAGAGGAAUUUCUCACAGGCAGUAUUAUUAAACAUGUUAAUAUCUGUGUUCUCAACUCAUUCAGAACAUGGGCAAAAUAAUCACCACUUUGAUUUAUAGGAAUUUGCUUUCUGAGCAGGAACUUAACCCAAGACAUUGGUUUUCAAACACAUUUCAAUUCUUAUUUAGUAGGAGCAAGGAUUACCCCAUACUUCAUCAACAAUAAGUUACUCUCCUGUUAAACUUGCUGCUAAACAAGGAGCUACAGGCCUAUUAAAAUCCAGUUAAACAUGCAUCACAUUGAUAGAUAUAAUUAGAACAACUGUAGAGGGUAAAUGGCUCAAGCACUGUAGCUGCAAGAACUGUAGAUCAGUGUUACAAGGGAAAAUAAUGGACAGUCUGCUAGGGAUUUAUUUCUGAAAUGAUACCUCGUUACUGUAGCAAUUUUAUAUAUUACCUUUUAGCUAUUUUUCAUAAUUUCUCUAACCACUGGGAAAGGAUUGUUUUGCUUUCCCAUUUGCUUCUACUAAUAAGGAUAUUGUGUCUGCUUUCAUAGGGAAAAUCAGACAUUUUAGUAACAACAUAGAUUUUGCAAUAUUGCUCUACACUAUCUAGCACUUAAAGAUAUUUUUAAAUCACUUUUUCAUUUUUCUAAUGUUCACUCCUCAAACUAUCAUAUAAAACUUAGAUAUAGAUCUAGUUGUCUUUCUCACUGGGAUGCAAUUAGUAGGAACUGCCACCCUAAACGCUGCAAGAAUUAGGUAGCAGAUGCAGUUACUGGUUUCUUCACAUACUCUUCAACCCUCCCGCAGCAGCUCUAACAAUUUUUCUUCAUUUGGGUCUUUGUGAGACAUAGUGUUGUAUCUACAAGAAGGCAAAUGUAGAAUUUAUUGACUAUUUUUGGCCCUCAUAACUGCUAAGUAUGGAAGUCUGCACAGAGGAGUUGGUUUUUUUUGGAUUGACCAUCAUUGACAGUUAAAGAAGUUCUUUAGGAAAAGAAGUAUUACUCACAAUCAUAGCUUGUAUGCUUACCAAAGAGAAGAAUAAAUUAUUUUCUUCAAUGCAUUCUUUAUUCUUAGUCCUUCAGGAUGGCUUCACUCAUUUUUUUAAAACUUAUUUUGAGUAACCACAAUGUUCAAGCACUAGUUUUACCACCUUAUAUGUUACAAAUGAGUAAGAGUUAAAUUUUAUGUUCAAGAAGCUUCAUAUUAAUAAUGAAAGAAGUACAGAAUAGGAACGAAAAUACCUAAUUCCUUGAAAAGAGUACAACUGAUGCACUCACACCAUUCAGAUAGAAGAAAUUUUCUUCAUUUGUAGUGCUCAAAGAAGUUUUUGUGGGGCAAGAAAGUAUUGAUUUGUCAUUGAAGGAGCCUAAAUAUGUAUGAGUGGGAUAUGAAUUUCAUAUUCAUAUAGUGGGAUGCAGACUGAAGUGAGCAAAGGCAAAGACAAAGGAAAGGCCAACGUGAAACAACAUAUGAGUAGACAAUGACUUCAGGAGAGGAGUCAUCCUGGGGAAGAGUGAAAAAUAAGGAUGUUAGCUCAUGGUAUUAAUAAAGUGAGAAGGAUAUCAAUGGACUGUCAAAGAACUUGAAUGCUUUAUGCUCAAAUAAACAGGAAAAGGUAUAUAAUGCAUUUUUAUCUUAUGGUCUUGAGUGUUUAAUGUGAGAGUUAUCUUUGUAACAUUUUUAAGUACACAGUACAGUAUUAACUAUCUGUACAUCUUGUGCAGCGGAUCUCUAGAGCUUGUUCAUCUUACAUAGCUUACACUUUAUAUUCCUCAGUUGGAAAGUCCACUUCUCCCAUCCCUAGCCCUCGACAACCACCACUCUCCUCUGUUUCCACGAGUCUGCCUAUUUUAGAUGUCUCACAGAAACACAAUCAUGCAGUAUCUUUCUUGUGACUGGCUUGUUUCACUUGGCACAAUGCCCUUUAGGAUCAUCCAUGUUGUUUCAAAAGACAGAAUUUCUUUCUUUUUUAAGGGCUGGAUAAUAUCCCAUGGUAUGUAUUCACCAUACUUUUUAAAAUCCAUUUAUCUAUCUGUGGACGUUUAAGAUGUUUCCACUUCUUGACAAUUGGGAAUAGUCCUGAGUGAACAUGCAAGUGCUGAUAUAUUUGAGAUUUUGUUUAUUGAUAAAUAGUCAGAAGUGAAAUUUCUGGGUCUUAUGGUCAUUAUAUUUUUAAUAUUUUGAGGAACCACUAUACUGUUAUCCAUUGGUGGCUAUACCAAUGCUGUAGAAGUGCUCCAGUGUCUCCAAAUCCUUCCCAAUUCCCAUUGUCUGUCUUUUUUUCUAGCCAUCCUGAUGGGUAGGAAAUGUACCUCAUUUUGGUUUGGAUUUACAUUUCACCCAUUAGUGAUGAUGAGCAUCUUUUCAUCUAUGUGUUGGCCAUAUGUAUAUCUGCUUUUGAGAAAUGUAGAUUGAAGUCCUAAACCCAUUUUUAAACUGGAUAGGUUGUUUUUACUAAUGAAUUGUAAGGAUUCCUUACAUAUUUAGAAAUUAAUCCCUUAUCAGGCAUAUGGCUUGCAAAUAUUUUUCCUAUUUCAUAGAUUGUCUUUCACACUAUUGAUUGUUUCCUUUGCUGUAAAAAUACUUAGUAAUAUCAUGAGAAAAUUUUCCCAAUUUAGAGAAAGAUAUGGACAUCCAAAUACAGUAAGCACAUAGAAACCCAAGCAAAGAUGAUCAGAAAAUAUCUUUACCACAAAACAUUAGUCAAAUUUUCAAAAGUGAAACAUAAAGAAAAUAUCUUAAAGUUUUCAAGAAAGAAAUGCCAGGUUGCCUUUAAAGGAUCUCCAAAUAGAAUGACAGCAGAGUUUUCACCAGAAAUCCUACAGGCUAGUAGAGAAAGGAAAACAAUAGUCCACAUUGUAAACAAACAAACAAACAAAAAAAAACCACCAAAACAACAAAAAACCUCUUUCAACCUGGAAUAUUUUACCCAGUGGACUCCCAUCUAUAAAUGAAGGUUAAAUAAAUAACGUCCAAGAGUACUAAAAGUUGAAUGAAUUUGUUACCACCUGGCCAGUUUUCAAAAUGAUACUAAAGGAUGUACUAUACUUAGAAACAAAGAAAGAUAAUGAAUGUCAUGAAAGAAUGUGAAGGCAGGAAAACCUCCUAGCGAAAGAACAAAGGAAACUGAAGAGAAACAAUAGGAAUAUUUAUGGAAAAAUGGCAGGACCAAGUCAUUAUUUAUCAAUAAUAUCCUUGAAUGUAAAUGGAUUAAAUUUUCCAAUUAAAAGAUAUGGACAGGCUAAAUGGAUUAGAAAAUAAAAUCCAUCUACACACUUUCGACAUGAAACACACUGCAGCUUUAAAGAUAGACAAAGACUGAAAGUGAAAGCAUGGAAAAAGAUAUUCCAAGCAAAUUGAAAUAAAAAAAUGAACAGGAGUAUGAAUACUCAUAUCAGACAAAAUAGAUGUUAAGGCCAAAAGUAUAAAAAGAGACAAGGUAAUUAUGUAAUGAUUAAGGGAUUAACUCAACAGGAAGAUGUGACUAUAGUAAAUCUAUAUGCACCAAAUACUAGGGAACCCAGAUAUUUAAAACAAAUGUUGCUCAGAGUCAUGCUGCCAGAGGCUGGGCGUGCUGGGAGGGGGCGAAGAGAUGCUCCAGGACACAGACGCAGAUGAAAGGAAGUGAAGAACUGAUAACUAAACUUCAUGAUCAAGAAGAAAUAAGUAUUCUUCAUUGCUGGAAAUGUAGAAAACGGAUAGCAAAUUCUGGUUGCUUCAUGAAAUAUCUUGAGAAUCAAGUGAAUACGGAUAAACGUCAACAUUCAGGUGAUGAUCAGAAUGUUUGUCACGUGUGGCACAUGAAUAUAGAAGCACUUCCUGAAUGCAUAAACUGCCUGAUACAAAAAGCCCAGUGGACAGUUGGAAAACUGAAUUGCCCUUUCUGUGGGGCCCAUUUAGGGGGCUUUAAUUUUGUCAGCACUCCAAAAUGUUCCUGUCACCAGCCUGCAGCUGUACAUCUCUCCAAGAGCCGGACCAAUUAUCAGCCAGCACAGGCAGGCAGUCUAAUGAGGCCUUCGCUGAACUACUUGUCACAUCCUAGAGUUCAGUCAGGUUGUGACAAGGAAAUUCAGCUGACAGGCGGUGGCUCCCAAAACAGAAAUCAUACGCUUUUAAACAUGGCCCUAAAUAACAAUGGCCCUGGGAGAUUAACAGAAGCACUCUGCCUGGAGGUACGAUCAACGUAUUUCCAGAUGAAGAACGAAAAAUUGCUCUUCAGAACAAAUCCAAAAUACCAGCUUGUUCCCCAGCUUGUGACUGGAAAAUGCACUACAAGAGCUUUUCAUAGAAAAUCACAUAGUUUGGAUCUGAACAUCAGUGAGAAACUGACUUUAUUACCCACUUUGUACGAAAUACAUAGUAAGACUACCGCCUAUCUCAGGCUCAAUGAAACACCGCCUGUUGACCUUUCAGGUUUGCCUUGACAAUCUGCUAAAAAUAGCUGUUUCUUUCAGAAUCCAUCCAGUUUUGAUCCUAAUGUACUGCUGCAAAGAUUUUCAGUGGCUCCCCAUGAGACCCAGACACAAAGAGGAGGUGAAUUUCAGUGUGGUCUAGAAGCUUCUUCCGUGUAUUCUGACAAUACCAAUACUACUAGCAACCUGACGUUUCUCAUGGACCUGCCCUUGGCUGGCAGGAGCAUGCUGGAUACCUCAGACCAUGAAGAGCACCUCUCCCCUCUGGACUUCCUGCGCUCGGCCAGCUUUCCAUUGGGUGCCAUUAAUCAGAGGCUAAAAGAGAGGAAUAAGUUGAGGAAGCUACAAAGGAAACGAUGAUGGCAUGAAAGAUGGCUACAGAAGCAGGUUAAAUACCCAGGAGUGGGAUUGCUGAAUCAUGUGACUUUGAACAAUGAGAUGAGUACAGGUGAUGAAAAUGAAUAUGCAGAAGAAAAGGAUAGCUACAUCUGUGCAGUGGGUCUGGAUGUUUAUUUCAACCCUGACAUGUGUUACCCUUGCCACCACAUCUUCUGUGAGCCCUGCUUAUGGACUCUGGCCAAAGACAAUCCUGCAAGCACUCCCUGCCCACUGUGUCAGACAAUUAUAUCUAGAGUCUUUUUCCAGACAGUUUGUUGCUCCAUGCAUCUGGGAACGCAUCAGAGAACGGCCCAAGUGCUUGGGCACCUGCAGCCAAGUGGAAAACCCCAGAAAGAAGCUCCUGACUUCAACCUGGCCCAGCUCUAAAAUCAGCCAUUUGGGGAGUGACCCAGCAGAUGGAAGCCCUCUCUCUCUGUCUCUCCUCUGUUUCUAUGUAACUCUGACUUUAAAAUAAAGAAGUCUUUUUGAAAAAGUUAAAAAAAUAAAAAAUAAAACAAAUAUUAUUUUAUCUAAUGGGAGACAUAAGACAAUAAUGAAGGACUUCAACACUCCAUUUUUAUCAGUGGACAGAUCAACAGAACAAAAAUCAACAAAGAAAACAACAGAUCUAAUCUACAUUAUCUACCAAAUAGAUCUAAUUGAUGUCUACAGAACACUUUAUCCCACAGUUGCAGCAUACACAUUCUUUUCAUCAGAGCAUGGAACAUUCUCUAGGAUAGACCAUAUACUAAGCCAUAAAAAAUUCUCAACAAAUUCAAAACAAAAAAUAAAAUCAUACCAUGUAUCUUUUCUGAUCACAAUGGAAUGAAGCUGGACAUUAACAAUAUAAGGAACCCUAAACAUUUUGAGAUUUGAUUAUUGUUUAUGGUCCAUGUCUAUAAUCCUGAAGGAUAGUGGUUUUUCUACCUACUACUUAUUGAAUUCUGUGUUUAGUGGAGGGGUAAGCAUUUGAUUAUGAAGAAAAUUGGAAGUAUGUCAUUGUAAAACUUAAAAGAAAAAUAAGAAAAUGAGGGAAAGAAAAAAUAACAAAAAGAAAGAAAGGAGGGAGAUAAGAUUGAGGGAGGAAAAAUGGGGUGGGGUGGGAAAUGUUAUGCUUUUAAACCAUAUAUAUGAAAUACAUGAAAUUUGUCCCUUUUUAAAAACAAAGAAGUAAAACAAAAGAAACCAUAUAAAAUACACAAACAUGCACAGGCAGAACGAUGAGCUCCUAAAUGAAAAGUGGGUCAUAGGAGAAAUCAAAAUAUACAUAAAAAAUUCCUUGGAAUUAAUGAAAAUGACAACACAACAUAUCAAAACUUAUGUGAUAUAGCAAAAACAAUGUGAAGAGAAAAAUUUAUGACAAUUAGUGCCUGCAUCAAAAAAUUGUAAAGAUAUCAAAUAAGUGAUCUAAUGGUGCAGCUCAGGGACCUAGAAAAACAAGUAUAAACCAAACCAAAAACUAGUAGGAGGAAAGAAAUAAUAAAAAUUAGAGAAGAAAUAAGAAAGAGAACUAGAAAACUAUACAACAGAAAAGUGAAAUUAAGAGCUUUUUUUUAAA
Oryctolagus cuniculus (rabbit) is the source of this 7431-nucleotide messenger RNA. The record is from RefSeq and is a predicted model, not a curated record. NCBI's taxonomy places the organism in Eukaryota, Metazoa, Chordata, Mammalia, Lagomorpha, Leporidae.